Molecule: messenger RNA, 2164 nt
Organism: Oncorhynchus tshawytscha (Chinook salmon)
Lineage: Eukaryota; Metazoa; Chordata; Actinopteri; Salmoniformes; Salmonidae
Product: zinc finger protein 629
Exons: 6
Coding region: 45-1640 (531 amino acids)
Cellular component (GO): nucleus
Source: RefSeq, a predicted model, not a curated record
CAAUCACUGUUGAUGAGGGGAGUGGAACCUCAACCCAGCACGUUAUGGUGAUAGAGUCUACAGAUGCAGAGGCUGCAGGUCUUGGGGUGAAGCAGGAGAGGUCUGAAGGAGAGGACCCACGGCACAGCAGAGACAUCCAGACUGGAGCAGCUGGAGCGCACCCUGUAGCCACAGAAGACCCCACCACCACCCCAGCACCGCCCAGGACCAGACACAGCAUCACGGAGGAGGAGGGUCCAGAGUUGCUGCUGGUGAAGGAGGAGGGUGUGGGUAACCCUGAGGGGACCAUGGUCAUGGAGGACAACCAGUCUACACCUCCCCCUGAACCCACAGAGGAACCAGCUGAGCAGCACAGGACCACACACAGUCUCACAGAGUCAGUAGACAUGGAGGAUUGGAAGCCUGAUCUGCUGCUGGUCAAAGAGGAGACAAUAGAAGACGGACCAGAUAGUAUUGACCUGCCGAGUGGACUAAAGAUGGGGGAGCAAGGUGGUUGGCUGGAGGCUAACAAAGGAGACUGGGCUCCCAUCUUGGAUUCCCAGACCCAGACCAGUGCAGUCAAGCGCCCAGGGAACAACAUCACUGAGCAGGCCAGGACCAGAGGUGACAUAGUGGAGUCUGCUGUCCAUGAGGACCUGCUGAUAUCCGGUGUUGAUGGCUGGAGACACUGGACCUCUGAGGCGGCUGGGCACACACCCUGGCCCCGGAUCAGUACCCUGGAUCAGGAGCCGUCGCUCUUCCUUCCCGAGUUGGAACCAGGACCCAACCGUGAGGGACAGAGACUCCACCACCACACAGAGCACAACCAGUGGACAGGUGGAUUGAAUAACCUCAAUCCUGGUGGUCAUCAGAGAGACAGAGGCUCCAGUCAGGGAUCCAGUCUGCAGCCCAGACCCUUCUCUUCACAGUCUCAGUGCAGGGAUGAAGCAGGGCCUGGGGCUGAUAGAGAUAGAGAUAGACCUUCCUGUUCCUAUGAUACAAACACCACAAUGUCCAUGAUGAACAGAGAAGGUCACCCUGGGCUUCAGCCUUCACAAACAGUGGUGAGUGAACCCCUUGGGGGUAGUCUAACAGGAAGUCUGUCUUCUCCUUCAGGGUCCCAUCUAAUGCCUAAUGACUGGGUUCAUAGGAGGCCUGGGUCUAGCCUUCCUCAGUUACCUCAUGGUUACCCCACCAAUACAGACAGGGUCAGGAUGGGUGUUCACCACAAGAGGUACCUAGCCUAUAACACGGCACCCAAUCUCAACAACACCCAAACAAUGGCUAGAGGUCAAGGAGGGAGCUCAAAGACUAACGACCUGAGGGUGGUGGCUCCUGCUUCUACCUCCUCUGGGUCACAACGUGGGAAGCAACGCAUUAGGACGGACGCCGACAAACCGUAUGCCUGCCCCACGUGUGGGAAGCGCUUCUCUGAGGCAAACUAUGUGAAGCAACACCAGACCGUUCACACCAAGGAGAGGCCCUUCAAGUGUAAGCUGUGUUACAAGAGCUUCUCCUUCCUGAGUAACCUUAUCAGGCAUAGGGGUGUCCACAAUGAGGAGGAACCCUUCAGCUGUACCCAGUGUCACAUGCACUUUGCCCAUGCUGGCAACCUGAAGAGGCACCAGAGAAUCCACACAAGGGAGAAAUCCUCCAGCUGACCCCAUUGUGAGAAGAGAUUAUCCAGCCAGCACCAGCUGAAGAUGCACCUCAAGGUCCACACGGGAGAGUGGCUGUUUGCCUGUACACGCUGUGGGAAGAGAUUAUCAGAGAGGAGCUACCUCAGGACACACCAAUAGAAAACCAUUCCACUCUAUAACAUAGAAAGUAAACGUACCACUCAAACCCUGAAUUAAAGACAAACAUGAAUUGUCGUUUUUGUCAGCUAAUGCAUUUGGAAAAAUGAGAGUAAUUGUGUUGAAUAUUCCUGGGUAGAAUAUUGCAUCCAGACAUUUAUAAGCCUAAAAAGUCUGUUACAUAUUGUGUUUGUACUGCGUUGGAUAUAUGAUGUUCACAAAUGCCAUUCAACUACUUAAUUUCUUUCCAAAGACACUUAAUGAGAAAAUAAAUGUAGUUUAUCAUACAGAUUUGUAGUUGAGACAGGUGUAUGUUGGUGUAUUUAACACUUGUUUAUGUUUAAUAAACACGAAAUGGGACUUUUCAUUCUAAGACUUUCAUUGAGACU